Messenger RNA from Brassica oleracea var. oleracea, 2567 nucleotides. RefSeq names its product protein transport protein SEC31 homolog A-like. Gene Ontology annotation, biological process: endoplasmic reticulum organization; endoplasmic reticulum to Golgi vesicle-mediated transport; COPII-coated vesicle cargo loading. The transcript is spliced from 12 exons. Lineage: Eukaryota; Viridiplantae; Streptophyta; Magnoliopsida; Brassicales; Brassicaceae. The record is from RefSeq and is a predicted model, not a curated record. Bases 159 to 1874 code for a protein of 571 amino acids. Gene Ontology annotation, cellular component: COPII vesicle coat; endoplasmic reticulum exit site. Gene Ontology annotation, molecular function: structural molecule activity; protein binding.
CACAUCAGUCCCAAUCGCUCGCGAAUCUCUCUCCCACAUAACAGAAUCGCUCGCGAAUCUCUCUCCCACAUCAGUCCCAAUCGCUCGCGGAUCUCUCUCCCACAUCAAUCCCAAUCUCUCUCGCUCGCUCGCGAAUCUCUCUCACCAUCCGAACGGAUAUGGCGGCCUACAGAUCAUCGCUAGAAGAUCAAGAUCACUUCUGUGCAAUGUUGGGAUGUUACCUGGCUAGGGCACCAGGUGACUUCCACUGCUGUCCAGGUCAUUUACAGCUAGCUACUCAACUAUCUGAUCGUCCUUUCAGACUCUAUGGAGAGUUUUCUGCUAACUCAGAGAGAGAUGCCUGGUGCGCUUCACUUCUGGUCUUUGAGAGCAACCAUAUUCCAACAGGAGUACCACAUCUUGAUCACAAUGACCAUUUAUUCGAUAAACUUCCUUGGAAUGCGGGAGACACGUUCGAGGUCCCAAACCAUCAUGAUCGCUGCGCUUUCUUGUUCUUUAAGGAAAAGCCUCUAUCUUACGGAGCGAUUUACAAGGAUGGACCCGAAGAAAUAAAAUGGAAAGGCAACGGGAAUAAGCAGGUUAUAGAACACAAAGGAGCUGAUCUUAUAAUCGAGGGUGUAUCUCUCCGCUUCAGCGGUGUCAUACCAGUGAAGAUAAAGAGCAUCCAACAGGGGUGGUGGAUGCUUACACACUUCCUUUACCAAGACCAUUCACUAUAUUGUAUGUCUUAUGAAAGAAAGAGUCCUCGUGAUACUGAAGAUAAAGAUAGAGGGAGUGACGAAGAAGAAGAAGCUGAUGGCAAGGAUGAUGAUGACAAGACAAAUGCAAAGGAAGCAGAGAAGGAUCCAUGGAUCUCCAAUCCAAAGGGGGCAAGAACAAGGAUAACCCGGCCUAGAAAUAUGAGUUCCUUUGGGGGUUUUGGUCGUAAGUUUAAUUCCAAUCCUCCAAAUCUACUUGCUUCCGGGACUGAUGAUGGAAUCUCUUUUCUAUCGUGGAGUAGAAAAGUUCAACAAGUAUCUUCAUCUACCUUAUACGAUGGGACUACUGGUGCGAUUGCAAUAGAGCGUAAAUCUUCUGGGGCUGAUGAUGGUGAAAUUAGCGUCUGGGGUUUACCUAAGUCUUCAGAGCCUUCUCAUUUCCGACUUCUGAAGGGUAUUGGUUCUGCUACGCAAGAUGAAAACCCUUGGAAUAGAAAAGUUCAACAAGUAUCAUCAUCUACCUCAUACGAUGUGGCUACUGGUGUGUUUGCAAUGGAGUGUAAAUCUUCUGGGGCUGAUGAUGGUGAAAUUAGCGUCUGGGGUUUACCUAAGUCUUCAGAGCCUUCUCAUUUCCGACUUCUGAAGGGUAUUGGUUCUGCUACGCAAGAUGAAAACCCUUGGAAUAGAAAAGUUCAACAAGUAUCAUCAUCUACCUCAUACGAUGUGGCUACUGGUGUGUUUGCAAUGGAGUGGUGUCCAAGUAGCAGCUCGUAUCUUCCUACCUGUGCUAAAGACAAACAAACUAUUUUCUGGUACACAAAUACAUCAGUGGGUUUCUAUGGCGUUGAAGAGAAUCAUUUUCGUACUGCUCCUCUAAGAGCACCAAAAUGGUAUAAGCACUCUGUUGGAUUUGGAGGAAAGCUUGGUGCAUCUGCAAAGGGUGCUUCGACCAUUCAAUCUGAGGUUUCUCUGCAGAGCCUGGUCACAGAACAAAGUUUGUUGAAGCAAACAUCUGAAUUUGAAGAGGAAGAAAGUUCUGGCUCAGCACCUGAUGAUGCCAUCCAGCGUGCUUUGGUUGUUGGAGAUCAGAAGGAAGUAGUGGUGGAUCAGUCAUCUGCAAAUAAGAUGGCCGAUGUUUUGGUUGGUGGCAGAGCAGUACCGGUGAGAAACAUUUGAAGACGAGCAGAGCAGCUUAAAUGAAGAUCCCACAAGUCUUCUCUCUACAAGGUCACAUCUUCUAUACUAAGAAAGAGGUAUUCAAGUAAGGGAGCAACAAGAGAAGAUAUGGGAUCUCAAGUUGGAACUGGAGCAUGUUUGGAGAAGAUAAGAUCAUACACGAUAAAUCACACAUAUAUAUAUAUAUUUUACCUUCAAGGUCAUGAUGGUCUGUGCAAUGCGUAUGAUAUGUCUUAGUUUUUCUUUUACAGGACUGAACAUAGGCUGAAGAUGAAUUUCUCGAAGGGGUUUAGACAUUUCUUGGGAAAGUUGGAAUGUCUUGAAACCGUGAGAGUUGGAAUUGACGCAGACAACACCAUCUUCUUGCGAGCUAAUUUGUUAACUCUCCCCAUAGUUUCAUCAAAUUGCGACAACAUCCAGUUCAUCUGAUUCUUUUCUUUCUCUUGGUUUCUCAAUAUCUGAUUUUUACCUGUGUCAAACCAUAUACUUGAAAGGGAAAAAUAAAUAAAAAAGUGUCAUUGGUGAGGUUUGAACCAUGGUUUAGGGGUGUCAAGAGGUACACUUCACCAAUAGACUGGAUUUACACAUGUUUUAUGAUCGAAACAUUAUUUUGCUGUAAUAUAGUUUCGAUCUUAGGAUCGAUGUUCUUUUCCGAAUAGCGGAUAUAAAAUUUCGCGUAUGCGAUUUUAUUUU